Caretta caretta (loggerhead turtle) is the source of this 2535-nucleotide messenger RNA. It is a transcript of the gene NDOR1, whose product is annotated as NADPH dependent diflavin oxidoreductase 1. Gene Ontology annotation, cellular component: cytosol. The record is from RefSeq and is a predicted model, not a curated record. Gene Ontology annotation, molecular function: flavin adenine dinucleotide binding; FMN binding; NADPH-hemoprotein reductase activity. NCBI's taxonomy places the organism in Eukaryota, Metazoa, Chordata, Testudines, Cheloniidae.
AGCGCGGCUCGCCCCGGCAGCGAGAGCCCCGGGGGCGGGGGGCAACGUACGGAAAGGCCCCUUAGCCGGUGCCGGGCUGCUGCGACCCCGCGGGCUGCAGCUGGGAGCCCGCCCUGUAGCCACGGGUCCGCUUUCCUGGCCCGGGCGCUGGUGCUCGCCAGGAAAUAGCCUCCAGCGGGGGGCGGUUUUGCUGAGCAGGGAAACGUGAACGAGGUCGGACCCCCCCGGCCAGCGUGUGUCCGAUCAGCCGGGGGGCGGAGAGUUCUAGGCUGGCCGCAGCCCGAUCGUAGAGGCUGGUAUAACGGCAAAAAAAUCUGAAUUCAUAGCUGGGUUCACUCGCUGCGCUAUACCGGGGCAGUCGCCCUUUUUUGCCCGCCCAAGAUGCCUGGCCGCUCGGAGGGAUUCCCGGGGUAGCUGUACUGGAAUCGAGAGCUUGUCCGACACGUGCAGGGGCUCUCAGUCGGGGAACGGGUAGCCCUAAUGGGACGCAGAGGUCUUUCGGGGGGGUACAUCCACCCAGCUAGACGUUUCCCUAGUUUUACAGCAGGCUACAUGGCGAAGUCAGUGCGAACUAACACUUCGUACAAUGACUUGGAUAUGCUGCUCUGUGUACUACACGCUGAAAGAUGGCGGAACGGAGGCUCCUCGUGCUCUUUGGCAGCCAGACUGGGACAGCUCAAGAUACAGCUGAGAGAAUUGGCAGGGAAGCCAAGCGGCGCCACUUUCGCUGCCGGGUCGAGGCCCUGGACAGUUACCUUGUGGCGCAGCUGAUCCAGGAGCUACUGGUGGUAUUUGUGUGUGCAACCACCGGCCAAGGGGACCCGCCUGACAACAUGAAGAAUUUCUGGCGGUUUAUCUUCCGAAAGAACCUGCCCCCUGCCUCCCUUUGCCAGAUGGACUAUGCUGUGCUGGGCCUCGGAGACUCCUCCUAUCCCAAGUUUAAUUUUGUUGCGAAGAAGCUGCACAAGCGGCUGCAGCAACUCGGGGCCAGCCCCAUCCUGCCAGUAGCCUUGGGAGACGACCAGCAUGACUUGGGGUUGGAUGCAGUGGUUGAUCCCUGGCUUCUGGACUUGUGGGGAAGGAUCCUACCCUUGUACCCUCUGCCUCCUGGCCUUGGCAUUAUCGGCCCUGAUGUCCUUUUACCCUCCAAGUUCACUCUGCAUUUUCUGGAGGAGCACUCCAGUGGCUGCGAUGGGGGCCAGUCCCGGCAGGAGGCAGCCAGGCAGGCCCCCUCAGAGCUUCGCCCCUUUGCUGCCCAGAUGGUGUCCAACCAGAGGGUCACGGCGGAAUCACACUUCCAGGACGUCCGGCUCAUUGAGUUUGAUGUCACAGGCUCUGGGAUUGAGUACCGGGCGGGAGACGUGCUGAUGGUCCAGCCCCGGAACGCCCCCGAGGACGUGCAGCAGUUCUGCCAGCUUCUGCGCCUGGAUCCAGAGAGAUGCUUUGUGCUGAAGCCCUCUGAGCCCGGAACCCCCCUUCCAGCCCACUUGCCGCAGCCAUGCACCAUCCAGCACCUGGUUGCCUGCUACCUGGACAUUUCCUGUGUUCCCCGUCGCUCUUUCUUCGAGCUCUUGUCCUGGUUCUCACCAAACGAACUGGAGCGUGAGAAGCUGCAGGAAUUCAGCUCUGCGCAGGGCCAGGAGGAGCUCUGCAGCUACUGCAGCCGGCCCCGCAGGACCACCCUGGAGGUCCUCUGCGAUUUCCCUCACACCGCUUGUGCUGUUCCAGUUGACUACCUGCUGGACAUCAUCCCCCGGAUCCAGCCCCGUGCCUUUUCCAUCGCCUCCUCCAUGCUGGCUCUCCCCAACAGACUCCAGAUCCUCCUGGCUGUGGUGCAGUACAAGACUCGUCUCAGCAAACCCCGACGUGGCCUCUGCUCUACCUGGCUGGCAUCCCUCAACCCUCAGCAAGGGGAUGUCCGGGUGCCUCUGUGGGUGAAGAGGGGAGGAAUGAAGUUCCCUGCAGAGCCAGACACCCCCAUAAUCAUGAUUGGCCCUGGCACGGGAGUGGCACCCUUCAGAGCAGCCAUACAAGAGCGCGUUGCACAUGGCAGGAAGGAGAACUAUUUAUUUUUUGGCUGCCGCCAGAAAUCCAAGGACUUUUACUGCGGGGCUGAAUGGCAGGAGCUGGUGAAGAGCGGGCACCUGACUCUCUUUACAGCCUUCUCCAGGGACCAGGAGGAGAAGAUUUAUGUUCAGCACAGAAUUAGAGAGAACAAAGGACUGGUCUGGGAUCUACUGAGCCGUGGGAACGCUCACAUCUACCUGGCGGGAAAUGCCAAGCAAAUGCCAGCAGCAGUAGCAGAAGCUCUAAAAUCCAUGUUGCAGUUGGAAGGGGACCUGUCCCCUUCAGAAGCUGAGGAGUAUCUAACAGCCUUGGAGAGAUCCCAUCGCUUCCAGAUGGAAACCUGGUCGUAAGCCUGAAGCCGGGCCUGGGACUGCCUGCUCCUAGCCAUUCCCCCACGCAGCCGAAUACUUGUAGCUAUGUGGGAGUGUCCAGGCACAGACAACAUCCAAUAAACCCGUCAGCACCUUG